CUGGAAAAUGAAGAGCGGAGGCAGAUCAUGGAAUCUCUUACCGAAAAGCAUCAUGCAGAGAUGGAAAGUAAAGUAGCUACGGCUUUGAUGGAGUUUGAGACAAAGAUGGAGAAUUUCAGAAAAGAGCAUCAAAGAAAGGAGAUAUUUCUACUAGGAAGGGUCCAGGAGCUGGAGGAAGAGAUGGAAACAGUGAAGGGGUUGCUUGCAAAGUCAAAACAGGAGGAGAUGGAAAAGAAAUUGGCGGCAGAAAGAGAAUCAGAGAAAGGAGAGAAUUCUCGUAGGACGGGUACAGGAGCUGGAGGAAGAGAUGGAUAUAAUGGUGAGGAGUCUUGCGGAGUCAAAACAGGAGAUGGAAAACAAAUUGGCGACAGAGACCAAGUCCCGGGGACAUCUAGCAGAUAGGGUCUCUUGGCUGGAGUUUGAGAGGGACGCCUUGGCCGAGAGAGUUAAAGAGUUGAAGCAAAGACUUCCAAAAGCGGUUGGUGACGUGAACACGUGCAUUCCCGCGCUCCAGGAGUUUUCAAGGAAGGAUCUCCAGGUUGCUACGCAUGAUUUUGAUGUGAAGUGGAAUAAUUGUGGACACGGGGAUGAGCAUGAACAUUUGUAUUUCGGGAAACUAUGGGACAACAGUCUUGUUAUGGUAAAGAAGAUGAGAGACGUAAAUACGCAGGCAAUCCAUCGCGACAAGUUGAAGUCCGAGGUAGUGGAUAAGUUGAUAUUGCUCAGACAUCCCCAGAUGCUGAUCCCGCUAGGAGUCUGCUAUGAAGAUGGUUGUCUGGUUUAUGAGCAUAUGGCACAUGGAACAGUGAAAGAUUGGAUUGCAUGCACAAGACAAAGCACUUGGUAUACCCGCUUCCGCCUGAUGGCAGAGGUUGCUCGAGGCCUGUGCUUCCUUCAUUCAGAUCCAUUAGGCUCUGGUGGACCCAUAAUCCAUUCCGCCAUCAGACCAACAAACAUCUUCUUAGACGACAAGUUUGUCGCAAAGAUAGGUGAUGUCGAUCUCGCUCUGCUUGACUCAGAACCUGCCCAAGUAGUCGAGACGACACUCAAAGAGAAGAAGACCUCACGGGUGGUUGCAAAUCAUAACUCUCACUAUGUUGCUCCAGAGUAUUGGGAGUCCCAAGUUUUCAGUGAGGAAACAGAUAUCUUUGCCUUUGGCAUUACUCUGUUGGAGAUGCUGACUGGAAAUUUCACAAAUGCAUUUGAAGUCGUUGAGGAUGCCAUUGAAGAUGACAAUGCUUUUGAGAAUGCUCUGGAUCCCAAUGCAGGCUGUUGGGAUAUUGAUCUGGCGCGUAGAGUGGCAAGUUUGGGUUUGCGUUGCGCCAGCUACAACAGACGGAAGCGGCCGGACAUGGCAGCACCCAACACAGGCAUUCUAGCUAUACUGGAGGAAGUUGCAGGCAACGUAGAGCUUGCAGCGUCUAGGGAGGAUGAAUAGAGAAGUGGGGGUGUGCCCAUCUGACACAUAGAAGGCCAAGUGCAGGUCAGGCUGUAGUCCUUCAUUUGAUGUUGACGUGCAACAAAAGCAUCCAGUUUUU
Molecule: messenger RNA, 1538 nt
Organism: Chara braunii
Lineage: Eukaryota; Viridiplantae; Streptophyta; Charophyceae; Charales; Characeae
Source: the annotation of a GenBank genome assembly